This is a messenger RNA of Notolabrus celidotus (New Zealand spotty), 4970 nucleotides long. It is a transcript of the gene col5a2b, whose product is annotated as collagen, type V, alpha 2b. Lineage: Eukaryota; Metazoa; Chordata; Actinopteri; Labriformes; Labridae. The coding region runs from base 128 to 4294 and encodes 1388 amino acids. Gene Ontology annotation, molecular function: extracellular matrix structural constituent. The record is from RefSeq and is a predicted model, not a curated record. The transcript is spliced from 49 exons.
AGGAUUUAAAGGCUCAACAUGGAUUCUGUUUUCAUGACUGUAAAGCUGUGAAGCAGGUUUUAAAACAGCAGCCUGAACACAUCAGGUGUAUGGUUUUAUUAGCUCUGUGUUUUAUGUCUUACACCUCAUGUUUGUGGUUCAGGGUCCUCCAGGAGCUCAGGGAUACAGUGGACCAAGAGGCUUUAAAGGCAGACGGGGAUUUGCAGGACCUCCAGGAUUUGAUGGAGAGCCCGGUGUGCCAGGAAAUCCAGGAGAGCCCGGACCUCCAGGCCAGAACGGCCCUCCUGGGGCCAACCUACUGUCUCAGAUGGCUUCAGGGUUCAAUGAGAAGUCUGUGGUGGCUCAGAUGGUGUCAGGAACAAGAGGUGAAGCAGGACCAAGAGGACCUUCAGGGACGCCUGGAGCACCUGGUCCGAGUGGUGGUCAGGGAAUUCCAGGAGAUGCAGGAGAUGCAGGACCAAUGGGUGAGCCGGGUCAUCGAGGACCUGAAGGGCCGCCUGGAAAACCCGGACCAGAUGGAGAACCUGGACCUGCAGGCGCUACAGGAGAACCAGGAUUCUCAGGAUCAGCGGGUGCGAGAGGAUUUCCAGGACUGCCAGGUAAUCCAGGACUGAAAGGUCACAAGGGACAUGGUGGUCUUCUGGGGCCGAGAGGAGAGUCUGGAGCGGCUGGAACCAAGGGUACAUCUGGUACUCCGGGUUCGAUGGGUGCUCCAGGUCCUCUGGGACCAGCAGGGAUGCAGGGAGAAAGAGGGAGGAUCGGGCAGACUGGUCCUGUGGGAAAACGUGGAACAUCCGGGCACGUUGGCAAACCAGGACCUCUUGGUCCGUUGGGAAUCUCCGGAGUGCCAGGUUUCCCUGGUGGUCCAGGAAUGAAGGGUGAAGCUGGACCCACAGGGGUCAGAGGAAGUUCAGGACCACAGGGACCCAGAGGAGACGGAGGUCACGUGGGACCACCUGGAAAAACAGGACAGCAGGGAGCCGAGGGAACCGAUGGAACUCCAGGACCUCGAGGCCAAGCAGGUCUUGUAGGUGUUCAGGGUCCAGCAGGGUUGUUAGGCCCUCAUGGUCCCCCUGGCCCUCAGGGGACUACAGGAACACCAGGACCAAAGGGACAACUGGGUGAUGUCGGCGUGGCGGGAUUCAAAGGAGAUGGAGGAUCCAAGGGAGAAAGAGGCGAUCAUGGUAUUCCUGGUCCAUUGGGUCCAAUGGGAGAUGACGGGAAGCGUGGACCCCGAGGUGAUGGUGGAGACGUUGGGCCUGCAGGAUCUACAGGAGAGUCUGGAGCUCCAGGAAACAGAGGGUUCCCCGGAGCUGAUGGUCUACCAGGACAGAAGGGAGCUCAGGGUGAAAGAGGAGUUCCAGGGUCACUUGGCGCCAAAGGUUUAUCUGGAGAUCCAGGACGUGGUGGAGAGCCUGGUUUGACAGGAGCUCGGGGUCUGACAGGACUCAUCGGUGCCCAGGGAGCAGAAGGAAAGCAAGGACCGAUGGGCUCAGCAGGAGACGAUGGCAAACCUGGAUCAGCUGGUCCUGCUGGAAACAGAGGUGCUGCUGGACACAUGGGCCUGCCUGGACCAAAAGGAUUCACCGGAGAUGCUGGGAAGAUCGGAGAGGCUGGCAACGCUGGACCUCCAGGUCAAAGGGGAGUGAACGGAAAAGAUGGAGAGACAGGCGCUGCUGGUCCGACAGGCCCGGCUGGUCCUGCAGGAAAGAGAGGAGAGCAUGGAGCACAGGGACUCAACGGUUUCCAGGGUUUGCCCGGUCAGCCAGGCCCACCUGGAGAGUCAGGAAAGCCAGGUGAUGAGGGUCUUGCUGGAGAGGCUGGAACUGGUGGAGGAACUGGGCCCAGGGGAGAACGAGGCCCUCCAGGAGAGAGAGGUGAAAUCGGACCUAACGGGCUGCAGGGACCCAAAGGUAGUCCAGGUGGACCAGGCCCAGAUGGACCAAAGGGUAACGCGGGUGUCGCUGGUGGUGUUGGAGAGGCUGGCAGUCCAGGACUUCAGGGGAUGCCAGGAGAGAGAGGAAUAUCAGGACCAUCAGGCCCCAAAGGAGACUCAGGUUCUGUUGGAGACAAAGGACUGGAGGGUAAAGCCGGAGCUGACGGUGCACGGGGUCUACCUGGACCUGUUGGACCUGUUGGUUCUGGAGGACCAAACGGGGAGAAGGGGGAACCUGGACCAGCAGGACCCACUGGACGCAGAGGAACAAGAGGAACACCUGGCUCCACCGGUGAACCUGGCUCUACUGGUCCUGCUGGCUUCCAAGGACCGGCUGGUGUUGACGGUCAGCCCGGGGUCAAAGGUGAAACAGGUGAGCCUGGCCUGAAGGGAGAAGGAGGAUCACCAGGACCUCAGGGGAUGGCUGGGAAACCAGGAGAGCAGGGACCUGUUGGCGUCACUGGACUGAAAGGUGGAAGAGGAACGCAGGGACAAGCGGGAUCUCCUGGUUUCCCUGGACUGCCUGGAGGAAUUGGACCAGUCGGCUCUCUCGGUAAUGUUGGAGCUGAUGGGCCAAUUGGAGAACCAGGAAAGCCUGGUCCUGGUGGAAUUCUAGGAGAACCAGGAGCGAUGGGACGUCAAGGAGAGAGGGGAACUGCAGGAAUACCCGGAACCCCCGGAGAGAAGGGAGACUCAGGAGAGGACGGACCUGCGGGUCCUGAUGGACCUCCAGGACCUUCUGGUACCACCGGACAAAGAGGUAUUGUGGGUCAGCCUGGAAGCAGAGGAGAGAGAGGCAUGCUGGGACUGCCGGGUCCAGCCGGUCCACCAGGCAAAAACGGAGCUACUGGAGUUCAGGGAGGCAUGGGGCCUUCUGGGGGAGUCGGUUUACCAGGAUCCACGGGACCCAGAGGAGAUGCAGGCCCUGAGGGUCUCUCCGGAGCAGAGGGGCCUCCUGGAAAGGACGGACUCGUAGGAGAGCGGGGAGACAGGGGUACUUCUGGUCAAGAGGGUCUGCCUGGUGUUACAGGGUCUACUGGACCUGAGGGGCCUGUGGGACUGACAGGAGGUCCAGGGCCCAUUGGUGACACUGGCGGCAGAGGAUCAGCUGGACCCCCGGGGGCGGAUGGAGUACGAGGAAAAGUUGGCCCUCAAGGACCACAGGGAGAGAAAGGAACUGCUGGAGAUACAGGAGAGAGGGGUCAGAAAGGACACAGAGGUUUCACAGGACUCCACGGUCUGCCAGGAACAACUGGUCAAACAGGAGAGCCAGGAUCUACAGGUAUUGUUGGACCAAUCGGGCCGAGGGGUCCUCCGGGCGUGGUGGGCCCUUCUGGAAAGGAAGGAAACAUCGGUCAUCCUGGACCUCAGGGUGCUCCUGGAAGCAGAGGCUCCUAUGGUGAUCUUGGAGAACAGGGCCCUGAAGGUGAACCUGGACCACCCGGCCCCCCAGGUCCUCCUGGACCUCCCACAGCAGCUGUUGAAGACUUCUACGUCCCCUCCUACGACUACGACGGAAACGGCGGUGUUCCAGAAGCCGUGGAGUUUGUCGAGGACGACGUGGCUGCUGAUCCUCCUCCAGCUCUUCCAGAGAUGAACAAAGACGAAGCCCUUCCCAAUAAGAACCAGGCCGUGCUGCGUGCAGACACAGGCGUCCACGCCACUUUGAAGACCCUCAGCGGACACCUGCAGAACAUCCGCAGUCCUGACGGCAGCAAGAUGAACCCAGCCAAAACCUGCCAGGACAUCAAGCAGUGCUACCCUCAGAAAACCAGCGGGGACUACUGGAUUGAUCCCAAUCAAGGAAGCAUGAAAGAUGCCAUCAAGGUCUUCUGUAACAUGGAAACUGGUGAAACAUGCAUCUCUGCCAAUCCUGCCAACAUCCCCCGCAAAGCUUGGUGGACAAAAUCCAGUCCUACUGCCAACAAGCCAGUCUGGUUUGGAGCUGACAUCAGCAGUGGAUCUAAAUUCAGCUACGGGAAUAAUGGAGAGCAGCCAAAUGCAGUGGCCGUCCAGAUAAAGCUGCUGCAGCUGCUGUCUAAAGAGUCGCAUCAGAACAUCACGUACCACUGCAGGAACAGCGUCGCUUACCAAAGCGAGAAGAGCAACAGUCUGAAGAAAGCUCUGGUCCUCAAAGGCUUCAACGGUCAGGAGCUGAGAGCGCAGGGCAACAACCGCCUUCGCUACAACGUCAUGGAGGACGGCUGCUCGAACUCGAAUGGAGCGUGGGGCAAGACAGUGUUUGAGUACAGGAGUCAAACUGCGGCCAGGCUGCCAUUCGUGGAUUUGUCACCCAUGGACAUUGGAAAGGCGGAUCAGGAGUUCGGUUUAGAUAUCGGCCCUGUUUGCUUCUCAUAAAAACUCAAAUCCCAAACGCAAGAUGGACAGUAAGAGCUUCUCUCGAGGAGUAACAUCAUCACAACAUUAUUGUUUAAGGACUUCUUUCUUUGAGCGCACGAGUCCACGAAGGUUAGAAGUUUCUUCGCCCUUCUUUACACGUGGCUGCAUUUCCCCAAAACCUGUUAAAGAACAGUGUACUCGAGAAGUGUGUGACUAGUGGGAGGCGAGCAUAAUUUAUUCACCAAUCAAUACAAUGUAAAGGGAAAUGCCUUUGAGUGGAACAGACACGACUAAGGUGCUGAGUGGGGUCUGGAUGGAUCGUAAACUUGCAUAAUCUGGAAAAAAACGAAUUCCUAUCUUUAAAUAAAAGUAUUCACGAGAGAAAUUAAAGCAUCAAAACAACAAGAGCAGGUCAAAGCUUUCAUUUGACCUUUUUUCCAGUAACUGCACGUGAAGAGGUUUGGAUAUGGGGCAUGAGUUCUUCUAGUAACAAGUGUAGAUCUUAAUUUUAAUGGAAUAAAAGAUGCUUGAACCUAAAUUAUUAAGUUCUGUGCAAGAACUCAUUUAUUCUUUCAACAGAAACACUUUGUAUCUUCUUUAAAAACUACAACUGUAAAUGCAACGUAUGACUGUAAAUUGCAAAAGUAUUUGUUUAUUGUUGACUAUGGAUGUGGAAUAAAUGUCUUCUUUGGAA